GGUGCUCGGAACACUGCACAUGCGGUCCCAUUAUUCUUUUGUCAUAUACCAAUGGACACUGCGUUUUAAACCCGUCAAGACCCGUGAUCAGCAAGCAAAGUCCUGCCAGGGUCAGAUUGUGUAUUGUUGAGCUUUUGAUUCAUCGCGUUGUUGGCAGAACCAUCUCACCUCCUAGGUAUUUCUUAGUUGUCUGUUGCUGGUGGAUUGCGAAGGUCGACAGCAGGCAUGAUAUUCACUAGGAGAUGGAGAGCAGCAGCAACGACAGCGGCCGCACUGCUCGGCAGCACGGCUCUCGCGCAGACCUGGUCAUCAUGUAAUCCGCUAACGUCCACAAGUUGCCCCGCCAACACGGCAUUGGGGAUGACAAUCAACGUCGACUUCACUCAGGGCGAGGUUAACUCUUUCGUUGCGAGCGGGGGGACGCCAACCUACGGCAAAGACGGUGUGACCUUCACCGUCGCAAAGGCAGGAGACGCCCCGCAGCUGAACAGCGUCUUCUACAUCAUGUUCGGCCGAGUCGAGGUGACCUUGAAGGCCGCCCCAGGGGCGGGUAUCGUCAGCUCCCUGGUGCUCAUCUCAGACACGCUGGACGAGAUCGACAUGGAAUGGCUGGGCGCCGACGACAGCGAGGUCCAGACCAACUACUUCGGCAAAGGCCAGACGACCACAUACAACCGCGGGCAGUUCAACCCGGCAGCCAACAACCAAGCCGAGUUCAUCACCUACACCAUCGACUGGACCAAGGACCGCAUCGUGUGGUACGUCGGCGGCACCGAGGUGCGCACGCUCACCUACGCCGACGCCGAGACGGGGCAGUACCCGCAGACGCCGAUGCAAAUCAAGUUUGGCGCCUGGUCGGGCGGGGACCCGUCCAACGCGCCGGGCACCAUCGAGUGGUCGCGGGGGCCGACCGACUACUCGAAGGGCCCCUUUUCCAUGGUGGUGCGCUCGGCCGUCAUCACCGACUACUCGACGGGCAAGAAAUACACGUACGGCGACAGCUCCGGCACGUGGCAGUCGAUCGUGUCGGACGGUGGCGCCGUCAACGGCAACGUCGGCAACGCGGACGCCAUCACGGUGACGGCCAGCGCGCCGGCCGCGACAAACUCGCUGUCGCCGACCAUCCCCGCGGGCGGCAUCAUCGGCGGCGGCAGCACGACAGCCGGCGCCAGCUCGGCGGUGCAGACGGUCGGCACGAUCCCGGAUGGCUGGGUGAUGACUUCGUCGGGCAAGAUUGUCCCGGUAGGCUCCAGCACUGUAAGUACGUAUAUAUCAUUUCCCGUCCUCGGAUCCCGUCCCCCUUCUAGAAAAGGAAAAAGGGGGUAAAUCCACAAACCUCAGGCACCUUACUAAGACUACAUUUGCUGAUUUUUAUUUCGGUCAUAGACACCCCCAAGCCAACCAUCCUCCUCGCCUGCCUCGUUGUCACCCUCACAAGGCUCUGGUGGUGCUGACACAACAUUCGCGACGUUCACGACGAGCACAGCCCUAGCGUCGACGCCA
This is a messenger RNA of Chaetomium strumarium, 1503 nucleotides long. Its product is annotated as glycoside hydrolase family 16 protein. The transcript has 2 exons. Gene Ontology annotation, molecular function: hydrolase activity, hydrolyzing O-glycosyl compounds; glycosyltransferase activity. Lineage: Eukaryota; Fungi; Ascomycota; Sordariomycetes; Sordariales; Chaetomiaceae. Gene Ontology annotation, biological process: fungal-type cell wall organization; carbohydrate metabolic process. Gene Ontology annotation, cellular component: fungal-type cell wall. The coding region runs from base 226 to 1326 and encodes 366 amino acids. The record is from RefSeq and is a predicted model, not a curated record.